Molecule: messenger RNA, 4175 nt
Organism: Gigantopelta aegis
Lineage: Eukaryota; Metazoa; Mollusca; Gastropoda; Neomphalida; Peltospiridae
Product: tyrosine kinase receptor Cad96Ca-like
Exons: 11
Coding region: 61-1377 (438 amino acids)
Biological process (GO): protein phosphorylation; positive regulation of kinase activity; multicellular organism development
Cellular component (GO): signaling receptor complex
Molecular function (GO): ATP binding; transmembrane receptor protein tyrosine kinase activity
Source: RefSeq, a predicted model, not a curated record
ACACGCGACUGGUAUAUAGAAGAUUUUAAGUACAUUACAAUUGUUUUAUGAUUGAUCGUAAUGGCAGAUUUUAUUCACCUGUUGUUAUUAAUGUGUUGUGGAUUUUCGACAAUAGAUUUAGCCUUUGCACCAUCUACCCAGUCACCAACAAGCAAGCCGAAACCGACGCCAGUCAACAAACUGGCGAUGGGACUUGGAAUAGGACUCGGACUUCUAAGUAUAUUUGCACUGGUUACCGUCGCAAUGUGUUGCGUUUGCAGACGAUUGGCCAAAAGAAAAGAGCCAGAAAUUGUUUCAAUAUCAAAUGGGACCCAUAAGGAAAGCCCUGCUGUGACGUCACAUGAGGAGCCGGAAAUUGUUUCAAUAUCAAGUGGGAUCCAUAAGGAAAGCUCUGCUGUGACGUCACAAGAGACUCGCGAGUAUUCCCGACUGACGCCGGGAUCUGACGAGUUUCCACGGAAUCGAGUGACACCCAGGAACGUGCUCGGAGAGGGCAGAUUCGGAAAGGUUCUGAAAGCAGUGGCUUUGGAUAUCCGAGGACUGGGACGGUGGGACGAGGUGGCUAUCAAAAUGGUUAAAGAAUCAGCCACGGAUGCGGAGAAACAGGAUUUUUAUCACGAGCUGCUGAUAGUGAAGAAACUACGAAAACACGUCAACGUCGUCACCUUUCUUGGAUGCUGUACUGUAGGAGAACCAGCACUCAUGAUCAUGGAGUAUGUUUCUGGUACUGACCUAUUGACCUACUUACGGAAAUGCCGACCGGGAAGACUAUCACGUGAUGAACAAGGGAAUACUCUAUCGCAGAAGGAUUUGCUAUCAUUUGCAUUUCAGACAGCGCGUGGCCUACGACAUUUAGAAAAUAGCAAGAUUGUUCACAGGGAUGUGGCUGCCAGGAACGUCUUGGUGGACAAGGACAAAGUCUGUAAGGUUUCUGACUUCGGUCUCGCACGAGACAUAGAGAGUGCUGAUAUUUACGAUAUCACAUCAAAGGGACCCCUGCCUAUCAGAUGGAUGGCUCCUGAGUCUCUCCGUGACACGAUUCACACACACAAGUCAGACGUGUGGGCUUACGGGGUACUGCUCUGGGAAAUUGUCACUCUUGGGUCAAGUCCGUAUCCGGGGAUGUCUGUUAAGGAGGUAAUCACGUUCGUCCUUGAGAAGAACAAACAAGAAAGUCCUCCACAGUGUAACGACGAGAUAUCUAAAAUAAUGCAGGAGUGCUGGGAGUUUAAAGCCUCAGACCGGCCUUCGUUUGACGACGUCAUCGUGACGUUUGAACAGAUCCUGGAGGAUGAGGGGGACUACAUCCGACUGGAGAACAUGGGCGAUGGAUUGUACGAAAUACUCGAGGGACUGUUCACUGAUGAGAAAUUGUGACACACUUUGACUGCUAGUGGACAGCAUAUAGACAAUACUACACAGACUAUUUACUUAGAAGUGAACAGACAAUACAAAACAGUACAAAGACUAUUUACUUAGGAGUAGACAUUGUAUACAAAAUACAGGUACUGCAAAGAAUAUUCACUUAGGAGUGGACAGAGUACACACAACUCUACAAAGACUAUUUUCUUAGGAGAAUUUGUGAUACAUUUUGAAUGGGAAAUGUCGUCAGAGUAUAAAAUACAAUGUACUAUAAAGACUAUUUACUAACAAGAAAUUGCGAUACAUUUUGAAUGAGUGGACAGAAUAUACACAGACAGUUUCCCAACAAGAAAUUGUGAUAUAUUUUAAAUGGGGAAAGGUCGACAGAGUGUACAAAUACAAUGUACUAUAAAGACUAUUUACUGAGAAGAAAUUGUGAUACAUUUUGAAUGGGUGGACAGAAUAUACACAGACAGUUCACCAACGAGAAAUUGUGAUAUAUUUUAAAUGGGUGGGGACAUCGUACACAAAAAUACUACAAAGAUUCUUUACUGAUGAGCAAAUGUAAUACAUUUUGAAUGAGAGAGUUUGCAAACAAUACUACAAAGACUCUUUACUGGUGAGAUAUUGUGAUAAUUUUGAAUGAGAGUGGACAGAGUAUGCAAACAAUACUACAAAGACUCUUUACUGAUGAGAAAGUGUGAUACAUUUUGAAUGGGAGUGGACAGAGUAUGCAAACAAUACUACAAAAACUCCUUACUGAUGAGAAAGUGUGAUACAUUUUGAAUGGGAGUGGACAGAGUAUGCAAACAAUACUACAAAGACUCCUUACUGAUGAGAAAGUGUGAUACAUUUUGAAUGAGAGUGGACAGAGUAUGCAAACAAUACUACAAAGACUCCUUACUGAUGAAAAAGUGUGAUACAUUUUGAUUGAGAGUGAACAGAGUAUGCAAACAAUACUACAAAGACUCUUUACUGAUGAGAAAGUGUGAUACAUUUUGAAUGAGAGUGGACAGAGUGCAAACUAUACUACAAAGACUCCUUACUGAUGAGAAAGUGUGAUACAUUUUGAAUGUGAGUGGACAGAGUAUGCAAACAAUACUACAAAGACUCUUUACUAAUGAGAAAGUGAGAUACAUUUUGAUUGAGAGUGAACAGAGUAUGCAAACAAUACUACAAAGACUCUCACUGGUGAGAAAGUGAGAUACAUUUUGAGUGAGAGUGGACAGAGUAUGCAGCUAUACUACAUUUUGAAUGAGAGUGGACAGUAUGCAAACAAUACUACAAAGACUCUUUACUGGUGAGAAAGUGUGAUACAUUUUGAAUGAGAGUGGACAGAGUAUGCAAACAAUACUACAAAGACUCUUUACUGAUGAGAAAGUGUGAUAUUGUGAUGAGAAAGUGUGAUACAUUUUGAAUGAGAGUGGACAGAGUAUGCAAACAAUACUACAAAGACUCUUUACUGAUGAGAAAGUGUGAAAAUUGUGAUGAGAAAGUGUGAUACAUUUUGAAUGAGAGUGGACAGAGUAGGCAAACAAUACUACAAAGACCCUUUACUGAUGAGAAAGUGUGAUAUUGUGAUGAGAAAGUGUGAUACAUUUUGAAUGAGAGUGGACAGAGUAGGCAAACAAUACUACAAAGACUCUUUACUGAUGAGAAAGUGUGAUACAUUUUGAAUGAGAGUGGACAGAGUGCAAACUAUACUACAAAGACUCCUUACUGAUGAGAAAGUGUGAUACAUUUUGAAUGUGAGUGGACAGAGUAUGCAAACAAUACUACAAAGACUCUUUACUAAUGAGAAAGUGAGAUACAUUUUGAUUGAGAGUGAACAGAGUAUGCAAACAAUACUACAAAGACUCUCACUGGUGAGAAAGUGAGAUACAUUUUGAGUGAGAGUGGACAGAGUAUGCAGCUAUACUACAUUUUGAAUGAGAGUGGACAGUAUGCAAACAAUACUACAAAGACUCUUUACUGGUGAGAAAGUGUGAUACAUUUUGAAUGAGAGUGGACAGAGUAUGCAAACAAUACUACAAAGACUCUUUACUGAUGAGAAAGUGUGAUAUUGUGAUGAGAAAGUGUGAUACAUUUUGAAUGAGAGUGGACAGAGUAUGCAAACAAUACUACAAAGACUCUUUACUGAUGAGAAAGUGUGAAAAUUGUGAUGAGAAAGUGUGAUACAUUUUGAAUGAGAGUGGACAGAGUAGGCAAACAAUACUACAAAGACCCUUUACUGAUGAGAAAGUGUGAUAUUGUGAUGAGAAAGUGUGAUACAUUUUGAAUGAGAGUGGACAGAGUAGGCAAACAAUACUACAAAGCCUUUACUGGUGAGAUACUGUGAUACAUUUUUAAUGAGAGUGGACAGAGUAUGCAAACAAUACUACAAAGACUCUUUACUGAUGAGAAAUAUUUGGAUGAUACACGAAGAUCAUACGAAAUUUAGACGGCAAAGUUUACUGAGGAAAAUUUAUAAAUUUGAAUGAAAUAGUUUAUGGAUUCUGUGGGGUCGAUCAUGUACAUGAUUAAAAAAAAAAUGUUUACGUUUUUUUAUUCUUUUAUAUACGAACACCUUUAAAAAAGUUUGACGUUUGGGUAACACUUCCUUGUGAAGUACAUUUUCUCCUCGGAGCCCUUAUGUCAUUUUCAGUUAGCUGCCAAAAGGCUAAAAUGACAAUACUGAUGUUUCAUGCAAUAAAUCAUUAUUAGUCAACCAAAGAUGAUGAUUAUUUUUUCGAGUAUAAUACUCAGUAUUUAUGUGUUACUAACUGCUUUUGAUAAAUAAAAAUACAUCACAAUACCCUGUGAUUUUAAUACGA